AUGAAGCUCUACGUCUACGCGGUGAGCCGCGGGCGCCACGUGCUCGUCGACUGGGGCGCGUGCGUGGGCACGGGCGUCGCGAACCUCUACGCGGCGCUCUUCCAGGACCGCACCGAGCUCGCCGCCGUGCGGACGGGCAAGGUGCCCCAGGCCAUCCGCGCGCCGGGCUGCCCCGGGGGCACGUGCGCGUCCAAGGGCUCGUGGCUCGAUAUAGGGAAGCGCGACGGCAGCUUCUUCCCCAACGAGCCCCCGGAGGAGUGGCUGCCCCCGGGCGCGCGCGUCGGCCACAAGAAGGGCGACGCGACCCACAAGAACAUGUUCCAGAAGGAGUGGGGCAUGUUCAUGGUCCACGGCGCCGUGCUCCCCUACGCGGAGCACUUUGCGGCGGGCAUGGUCGCCGCGCUGCGCGACGAGUGGCGGGAGCUCCUCGACGACUUCAUCCAGAAGGAGUUCCACCGGGGCGCGCCGCCGCGCGGCGCCGCGCGCCGGGGGCCCCACGACCGCGUCCACGUCGUCGGCGUCCACUUCCGCCUCGGCAACGGCGAAAAGUUCGCGCGCAUGCCGACGAACCACACGCACGUCGUGCUCCGGGCCGCGGCGGGCGUGAAGAAGGUCGCGGCGCAGCUCGGCUACGACCGCUUCCGCGUGCUCGUGGCGACGGACGACCCCGUCGCGCUCGAGAUCUUACGGAAGCACACGGACCUCGACGUCUUCGCGCGCGAACAGUGGCGGCCGCCCGCGGGCGCGGGCAUCGUGUUUUCCAGCUGGCGCGUCAAGGAGGUCGACAAGGACAAGUCCGUCGCGGCGCAGAAGGAGAUGACGGGCUCCGCGGACGCGUGCCUCCGGAACUCGGCCGACAUGCUCAUCGACUCGCUCCUCCUGGGCUACGCGGACGCGCUCGUGCUGCCCGUGCCGUCGACGUUCACGGUGCUGCCCAAGGUCAUGGCCCACAGCCGCGGCGCGCCCUACUGCGCCUUCCUCGGCGAGACGUGGCACGCGGCCGGGCUCCACGAGGAGCCCAUCGCCAUGACCUGCUUCCGGAAAGACGCGAAGACGGGCCACGCGUCGGACUGGACCCUCGGCUACGACCGCUUCCGCGUGCUCGUGGCGACGGACGACCCCGUCGCGCUCGAGAUUCUACGGACGCACACGGACCUCGACGUCUUCGCGCGCGAACAGUGGCGGCCGCCCGCGGGCGCGGGCAUCGUGUUUUCCAGCUGGCGCGUCAAGGAGGUCGACAAGGACAAGUCCGUCGCGGCGCAGAAGGAGAUGACGGGCUCCGCGGACGCGUGCCUCCGGAACUCGGCCGACAUGCUCAUCGACUCGCUCCUCCUGGGCUACGCGGACGCGCUCGUGCUGCCCGUGCCGUCGACGUUCACGGUGCUGCCCAAGGUCAUGGCCCACAGCCGCGGCGCGCCCUACUGCGCCUUCCUCGGCGAGACGUGGCACGCGGCCGGGCUCCACGAGGAGCCCAUCGCCAUGACCUGCUUCCGGAAAGACGCGAAGACGGGCCACGCGUCGGACUGGACCGUGGCCGUCGAGCCCCAGGGCCGCGCGUCGGCGCUCGGGGCCACCAAUUUAAUUCCGAUGGUCCAUCCCUUCGAGGCUGCCCUCGGCGCCCUCCCCAGCGAGCGCGCGCCCGAGGCGUCGUUCAUGGAAAGCCAGCCGAUCGUCCUCGGCGCGCGCACGGAGGCGCUCCUCGACCGCGCGCCUCAAAAGGCCGCGCCGCAGUCCUUCGCCGCGUGCCUCGGCGCCGACGUCGCGCCCUGGGCCGACGACGCGCGCGCGGAGCCCGACGUCGCGCGCGCGCGCGGCGCCGCGGUGCAGGCGGCCCUCUAUAAGACCGUCCGAAACCACGUCGAGGCGAGCGCGGCCGCCGGCUGCGCGCGGCGCCAGCCCGAGCGGCCGGCGCCGGCGUCGUGGGCGUGCCUCGGCGACGACGCCGCGGGCUCGCCCGACGACGCGCCGCUCGAGCUCGUCGCCUUCCUCGCGUCCCACGUCGGCUCCGAGGACCGCGUGGCGAAGCUCGCGCGGUGCCUCGCGUCCGUCGACGGCGCCGCGCUCGACGGCGUCUACCUGUCGUGGUCCGCGGACGCGGCCGUCGCGGCGGACGCGGCGGCCGUCGUCGACUUCUUCACGAGCCGCAUCCCGGGCUUCGCGGCGUCGCGCGUCGAGGGCCGGGCGAGCCAGUUCGAGCACUUUUCGCGCCUCGCGUUCGCGCUCGGCGGCGACGGCGACGGCGACGCGUGGGUCCUCUUCUCGGACGACGACGACGUCUGGCACCCGGACCGCGCGACGGCGUACCGCGCCGCGGCCAACGCGGCGCGCGCCGACGCGUCCUGCGUGGUCUGCUCGCGGCUCGCGCGGCCCGCGGGCGGCGCCGCGGCGCCCGCGGACGCGGCCGCGGUCGCGGCCGCGGUCGCCGCGGGCCGCGCGGCGACGACGGACGCCUACGACGAGUACUUCUCCUACUGCUGCCGCCGGCGCGUCCUCGACGCCUUCUUCGCCGUCGCCACGGAAGACCUGCGCCGGUGCCAGUACUGCGACGUCGCGUGGUACCGCUACCUCACGAGCCGCGAGGCGUCGCGCGCGUUCGCGCCGCGCGACGCGCGCAACUGGCUCUACUUCUACGACAAGACCGCGAGCGGCGCGUCCGCGCGCGUCGAGGUCCGGGAGCAGCACCGCGCCGUCGCCCGACGCGUCGCCGACGCGGACCCGGAGGGCGCGCCGCCCGCGGCCGUCGUCGCGCGGGUCCUCGCCGCGCGCGACAACGCCGCGGAGCUCUACUGCGCGUGCCACGUCGGCGCGCCGACGGCCCUCGCGGGCGCGCCCUUCCUCGACGACGGCGAGGCCUUCGUCGGGGCCCAGCUCGCGUCCCUCGGCGUCCUGCCCCGCGCGCUCCUCGACUGGCUCCGGCCGACGCACCGCGACGCGCUCUUCUUCGCCGCGUCGAACUUCGGCGUCGCCUUCGAAGCCGAGGCGACGGCGCGCGGCGACGACGCGCUCGAGUUGCCGGUCCUGCUCGCGGCGUGCAUCGCGGCGCUGUGCCUGGCGACCUUCAUCCGGUUCGACGCCUCUUCGCCGGAGCAGCCCGAGGCCGCGGCGCACCCCGCGCCGCCGCCGACGACGGGUGCGCCGCCGGAGCGACGCGACGCCAUGCCCGCCUUCUACGACGACGGCAGCGGCGCGCCCAUCGUCGACGGCCUGGAGCGCUGCGCCGCGUUCCGCGCGGCGAGCUCCGACGCGCGGCGGCCGGCCGUCGCGGGCCUCUUCGACGCCGGCACGAACCAGGGCAGCAAAAGAGAGCGAAAUUCCCAACUUCAAAGGCUCCUAUCUCGGCCGUUUUCCACUCGCACGAACCUCCUCGCGAAGCUGCUCCGCGCGAACUGCGUCCUGCCGCGCGAGUGCGCCGGCGUCGCGACGCGCGGCGCGCCGGGUCACUCCGACGCGUCCGCGGUCGAGGCGGAGAUCGCGCUCUUCGCCGCGUUCCACGGGACGCGCAAGGGCGACCGGCUCCUCGCGGGCUGCGCGCCGUUCCUCCCGCAGGUGCCCUGGGGCAAGCACAACCCCUACUCGCACGCGGGGCGCCACCGCGCGCCGAGCUACGAGCGCGUGAAUUCGUCGGAGGUGCUGCCCGUCGUCGUCGCCAAGGACCCGCUCGCGUGGGUCGGCUCCGUGUGCCGCGAGCCCUACGCGUUGCGCUUCGCCGGCGGCGCCUGCGCCGCGGUGGGCGACGUCGCCGCGCCCUGGCCCGCGGGGCCGCGGACCUACGCGAGCCUCUUCGACCUCUGGGCCGCGUGGCACGGCGAGUACCUCGACGCGGCGACGCCGCGGCUGCUCGUGCGCUACGAGGACCUCCUCUGGCGCGGCGAGGCGACCGUCGCGGCGAUCUGCGCCUGCGUCGGCGGCGACAUGGCUCCAGCCUUCGACGCCGUCGCGGCGAGCGCGAAGGACGGCGGCCGCGGCCACGCGGACAAGGCGCGGACGUCGCGCGGGGACGCGCUCCGCCGCUACGGCAACGCGACGCUGCGGCGCGCCGGGCUGUCGGAGGCCGACCUCGCCGCCCUCGCGCGGCUCCCGGACGCGCGCCUCCUCCGGCGCUUCGCCUACGACCGGGGCUACCGAUAG
This is a messenger RNA of Aureococcus anophagefferens, 4128 nucleotides long. RefSeq lists its product as hypothetical. The transcript is spliced from 7 exons. The record is from RefSeq and is a predicted model, not a curated record. NCBI's taxonomy places the organism in Eukaryota, Pelagophyceae, Pelagomonadales, Pelagomonadaceae. Bases 1 to 4128 code for a protein of 1375 amino acids.